Messenger RNA from Pipistrellus kuhlii (Kuhl's pipistrelle), 1001 nucleotides. RefSeq names its product ras-related protein Rap-1b-like. Bases 41 to 595 code for a protein of 184 amino acids. Gene Ontology annotation, biological process: Rap protein signal transduction; cellular response to cAMP; negative regulation of synaptic vesicle exocytosis. Gene Ontology annotation, molecular function: GDP binding; GTP binding; GTPase activity. The transcript has 2 exons. NCBI's taxonomy places the organism in Eukaryota, Metazoa, Chordata, Mammalia, Chiroptera, Vespertilionidae. The record is from RefSeq and is a predicted model, not a curated record. Gene Ontology annotation, cellular component: plasma membrane.
UAAAUGUAAAUGAGGUACUAGCUUUUGACAGAUUUGCACCAUGCAUGAAUAUAAGCUAGUCGUUCUUGGCUCAGGAGGUAUUGGAAAAUCUGCUCUGACUGUACAGUUUGUUCAAGGAAUUUUUGUUGAAAAAUAUGAUCCUACGAUAGAAGAUUCUUACAGAAAGCAAGUUGAAGUUGAUACACAACAGUGUAUGCUUGAAAUCUUGGAUACUGCAGGAACAGAACAAUUUACAGCAAUGAGGGAUUUGUACAUGAAAAAUGGACAAGGCUUUGCAUUAGUUUAUUCCAUCACAGCACAAUCCACAUUUAAUGAUUUACAAGAUCUGAGAGAACAGAUUCUUCGAGUGAAAGACACUGAUGAUGUUCCAAUGAUUCUGGUUGGUAAUAAGUGUGACUUGGAAGAUGAAAGAGUUGUAGGAAAGGAACAAGGUCAAAAUCUAGCAAGACAAUGGAACAACUGUGUAUUCUUAGAAUCCUCUGCAAAAUCAAAAAUAAAUGUUAAUGAGAUCUUUUAUGACCUAGUGUGGCAAAUUAACAGAAAAACUCCAGGGCCUGGGAAGGCCCACAAAAAGUCAUUGUGUCAGCUGCUUUAAUAUACUAAAUGCAUUGUAGCUCUGAGCCAGGUCUGAAGAACUGUUGCCCAAUUCAACAGAGCCAGCAUUCCAACUUUGUUAAACCUACCAACAUCUUAAAUGGACUUUCUGUGGUGGUACCCUUUAAGAGGCGGAUGAAAGCUACUACAUCAGUUUGCACAUUCUAAUCACUUUCCAGUAUCACAAGAGAGAUUUUUACUUAUAUAAUAGCCCUAAUGUGCAUCUGGUAAAACCAGAAGCUACAAUCCAGUAUUACUGCUAAGAGACAUUUUCAUCCACCAAAGUUGUACAUGUAUGAAAAUGGUGUACUGUAUACUAUAACACGCCCCAUACUUUGUUUUGGAGAGUUCAAUAAUGUAAAUCCUAAAAGCACCACUAUUUUAGCAUAAUAAAAGAAAAAACAAAG